AAAAAAAAAAGAUGUAUAUGUACAUCCAACCGAGUCAGUCAGGGAUUCUUUUCGUCCCCUUUAUAAACCCCCAAAACAAAACCUAAAACCAAGAACUUUUGAUUGUAACCUCUCUCUCUCUCUCUCUCUCUCUCAAAAUUACAUUGUCUUCGCCUUUGAGCCAAGCUCUUCUUCAGUUUUGAGUUCAUAGCUUCAAGUCUCAAUGACAAUAUCAGUAACACCAAAGAAUAACAAACUCAUGCCUAGAAGAUUAAUGUCAAGUCUUUUCUUCUCUUCUUCAAAAACCCUUUCUUCUUCUUAUUCAUUUCCAAGCUCUCACUCGAGCACUCCCUCUACCCCAACCCACAAAUUCUCCCAUUCUAUGAUGGAAGAAAACAUUGAAAAUGCUGAAUCAAUCAUCUCCAAAUGGGAUCCAAACUCUUCAUCAUACACCAAAGUCACUUCUCUCUUCCACCAUAACAGAGAAGAAGCUAAGGAGUUUCUCAAAUCUGUCAAGGACUUGCGGCAAGCAAUGCAUUUCUUAAUCAGUGAAAAUUCUACAUCCCCAAAGCUCACACUUGCUCAGAACCUAAUGCAAAUAGCCAUGAAAAGGCUUCAAAAAGAGUUUUAUCAGAUUCUCUGCAAAAACCGUGACCAUCUUGAUCCAGAAUCAGCACCUGUACAGUCCGCAGGUGGGUCAAGCAAUUCUGAUGGUGAAGAUGAGGUUCGAGCAGAUGACUUUGAAAUUUCUGUUGAGUCAAUCACCGAGGUGGAGAGACUCUCGGCAAUUUCCAUGACGGAUUUAAAGUCAAUAGCCGAAUGUAUGAUUCGUUCAGGUUAUGGCAAAGAGUGUGUGAAGAUAUACAACAUUAUCAGAAAAUCUAUAGUAGAUGAAGGAUUGUAUCGUCUUGGAAUUGAAAAGUUCAGAUCUUCUCAGAUUCAUAAAAUGAACAGGGAAGAUCUCGAGCAUGUGAUUAAGAAGUGGAUGAAUGCAAUAAAAAUUGCUGUGAGGAGGCUGUUUAAUGGAGAAAGAGUUCUCUGUGAUCAUGUGUUUUCAGCCUCUGAGACCGUCAGGGAGUUGUGCUUUUCAGAAAUAACCAAAGACGGAGCAAUCAACGUUUUCAGGUUCCCUGAACUCAUUGCCAAGAGUAAGCAUUCGCUGGACAAAAUUUUUCAGCUAAUGGAACUUUAUGGAGCAAUCUCCGAGUUGUGGCCAGAGAUUGAACUGAUAUUUGACUUUGAAUCAACCUCCGCUAUCAAGUUACAAGCUCUUUCAUCACUACUCCUACUCGGAGACUCCACUCGCACUAUUCUAUCUGAAUUUGAAUCGACAAUCCAAAAGGACUCCUCAAGAAAUCUGGUGUUCGGGGGUGGCAUUCACCCGCUCACCCAAUCAGCAAUGACUUACAUAUCUUCACUUGCAGAUUACAAUCUUAUUCUCUCCAAAAUCAUUGUUGAUGGUCCACCAUCAGCAACUUCAUCACUACCAGAAUCUUACUUUGAGAUUCCAACCAUGGAUAAUGGUCAAACACCAUCAGUCUCGGUCCUCCUAGCUUGGCUCAUAUUAGUUCUUUUGUGCAAGCUUGACAGCAAAGCUGAGCUGUACAAAGAUGUUUCUCUAUCAUACCUCUUCCUUGCCAAUAAUCUCCACUUCAUUGUUGAGAAGGUAAGUACAACCAACCUUAACUACCUCCUAGGCAAUGACUGGGUAUUGAAGCAUGCCAAGAAAGUUAAACAAUAUGCCAGGAACUAUGAAUCAAUGGCUUGGACUAAGGUCUUUUCAGCUUUACCGGGGAAAACCUCCCCAGCAAUUACUCCUGAAAUGGCAAAGGAGUGCUUUAGGAAGUUCAAUGCAGCUUUUGAAGAAGCAUACAGGAAACAGACAUCGUGGCUAGUGCAAGAUGGAAAGUUAAGGGAUGAACUGAAGGUGUCAAUAGCAAAGAAACUGGUUCCAGUGUAUCAAGAAUUUUUUGAUAUGUAUUUGGUGAUGCUAAGUGGGGAGAAGAAUUUGGAGUUAUUGGUGAGGUUUUCACCUGAUGAUUUGGGUAAUUACUUGUCAGAUUUGUUCCAUGGGACUUCCACCUCAGGUAGUUCUACUUCUACAUCAUCAUUGCAGAUGGGGGGAUGCCUACCCCGCUAA
Juglans microcarpa x Juglans regia is the source of this 2119-nucleotide messenger RNA. Its product is annotated as exocyst complex component EXO70H1-like. Bases 203 to 2119 code for a protein of 638 amino acids. Gene Ontology annotation, molecular function: phosphatidylinositol-4,5-bisphosphate binding. Gene Ontology annotation, cellular component: exocyst. Gene Ontology annotation, biological process: exocytosis. The transcript has a single exon. The record is from RefSeq and is a predicted model, not a curated record. Lineage: Eukaryota; Viridiplantae; Streptophyta; Magnoliopsida; Fagales; Juglandaceae.